AUGUUUGUGAACGACGGCUGCUUCGGUGAUGAGGGCGCAGAGGGUGCCCCCUUAAGGGAGUUUUCGCUGGCAAGACUGUUUGAGAUGUGUGUUGUGACUGUCGAAGGUGGUUGUUAUGCCCUCUUACAAGCCAUCCCUGUUGUGCUCGGAGACCUCUGCAUCAUCUUCCACAGCAUGAAAAAGAGUUUCGCAGGAGUGAUUGCUCAAGAUCGGUUUGCCCUCCCCUCCUCACCUCCGAAUCAUUGUGUUGUUGCAGGUCAGUGGUCCGGCCCUCCUUCCACAACAGUUGUGGACCUACCACCUGGGCUCCGGCGCUUUGUGAUUCCUCCACAUGCAAUACAGGAGCUUCCCACGGCAGGAAUCAUUCCAGGAUUGCCAUGGAUAGAUCUGCAGAUGCCGCCAAAAUCGGACUUUCUUGAGGAAGAGCCAGCAGGCAAGAAUGGUCCUGAGGCAAACAUCCCUGCAGCUGUUGAAUGCAUAAAGCGAACCUAUCAACCCAGUGUCCUGGUUCGAAAGCGGCGCCAUGGCUUUCUGUCCAGGAUGAGGACCAAGUCAGGAAGGAGAGUUGUUCGAAGACGAAGGGCCAAGGGGAGAUGGAAUAUCACAGCAUAG
Molecule: messenger RNA, 612 nt
Organism: Ostreobium quekettii
Lineage: Eukaryota; Viridiplantae; Chlorophyta; Ulvophyceae; Bryopsidales; Ostreobiaceae
Source: the annotation of a GenBank genome assembly